Molecule: messenger RNA, 804 nt
Organism: Schistocerca cancellata (South American locust)
Lineage: Eukaryota; Metazoa; Arthropoda; Insecta; Orthoptera; Acrididae
Exons: 1
Coding region: 1-804 (267 amino acids)
Source: RefSeq, a predicted model, not a curated record
AUGGGUAGAUAUUAUAAAAGAAAAACCCAGAAAGCAAAAUGGACGCAAGAGGAACUUUGUAAGGCUCUUGAUGCCAUUAAUUCUGGAAGAAAAAUAAGAGAAGUAUCAAGAGCUUUCAGGAUUCAUGAAGCUACUCUGCGAACAAGAAUGAACAUUAAAAAUACUGAGGGUCCAAAACUUGGAAGAUACCCAACAUUUUCGACAGAACAGGAAAAUGAGAUUAGGGAUCAUGUUAUUACAAUGUCCAAGCUGUUCUAUGGCAUUACAUGCAUCCAGCUGCGAAAGAUUGUAUUUGAGUAUGCAGAGCCUAACAACACUGCAAACAAUUUUGAUAAGUCAUGUAGGUUAGCUGGAAAGCAUUGGCUAGCUCUAUUUUUAAAAAGAAACCCAAGUAUUAGCAUGAGAGAACCUGAAGCAAUUAGCAUUAACAGAAUACAGGCAUUUAAUGAAGAAGAGCUUAAUGCAUAUUUUAAAAACUUAGAACAUGUCUUUGAAAAAUAUAAAUUUAAAGAGGGGCGAGUGUUCAACGUCGAUGAAAGGGGCAUAAAUACUGUACAAAAGCCCGAGAGAAUUUUGGCUCCUAAAGGUGUUAAACAAAUAGGUGGGGCCACAUCUUGGUUAAGGGGGAAAAACGUGACUGUGUUAUGUUGUUUCGGUGUUGCUGGUACCUACAUCCGCCCUAUGUUUAUCCUCCCCAGGAAGAGGAUGUCAAAUCUCUUAAGUAAAGAUGGACCAGUUGGAGCAAUAUAUGGUUGUUCCGUCAGUGGCUGGUCCAAUGAGUCCAACAUUUUCAGAACAAUGUAA